Arabis nemorensis is the source of this 315-nucleotide messenger RNA. Lineage: Eukaryota; Viridiplantae; Streptophyta; Magnoliopsida; Brassicales; Brassicaceae. The record is from the annotation of a GenBank genome assembly.
AUGUCAAAAAUCCGGCCUAACGACAAUACGAGCUUCCCGACUGGAUCAGCCGUUGUCGCGACCAAUAACAUCGCGACGAUAUACGAUCGAAAGCUGAAUACGGCUUACGAUAUGGUGAUGAAGCUGAAAAAGGAAAUAGAGCAGCAGAACGCUGAGGAUGUCAGGCUGAGGAAUCGGGAGCUUGAGGAGGACUUAGCCACGGCGAAAACGGAGAAGGCUUAUGUGAAGUCGUGGGCGGAUGAAGAGAUAGCACGGCUUAAAGAGACCUGUGCUAUUGAGGUAAGCAAUGCUGAGGCGGCCAUGCGGGCUAGGUAG